CGUGGCUUUCGUGGUUCCACUCGUUUCUGUCCCAGGCCCAGCAUUCAUAUCGUGUCGACUCUAUCGACUCGUUCGUCUUGCGCCGGCCAGAAGCUCUUCUUCCCCAGGGCACUCCCAUGGAAGGAGGCGUCACGGCCAGCUCAUUUCACAAAAGGGUCGCCGUGGUGACCGGAGCCAACAGAGGGAUCGGGCUGGAGGUAUGCAGGCAGCUCGCGUCCGGUGGCGCGACGGUCGUCCUCACGGCCAGGGACGAGAAGCGGGGCGCCGCGGCGGUCGACGCGCUCCGGGAGCUCGGGCUGCCGGACGUCCUGUUCCAUCAGCUGGACGUCGGCGAGCCGUCGAGCGCCGCUCGCCUGGCCGACUUCGUCAGGGAUAGGUUUGGCAAGCUGGACAUACUGGUCAAUAACGCGGGAGUCUCCGGGGUGAGAAUGGACAUCGGAGACCCGGCAGCUCUUCACCAAGUGCGUACAAGCAUGAGUGCAGUGGAGAGGCUCGAGUGGUUCAACCAGAGGACGACAGAGCCUUUCGAGGAGGCAGAAAAAUGCCUAAGGACAAACUACCACGGCACCAAAAACGUGACGGAGGCGCUGCUUCCUCUGCUCCUAUCCUCCUCUGAUGCAAGGGUUGUCAACGUCUCCUCUUCUUAUGGGUUACUAAGGUUUUUCAGCAGAGAGGAGCUUAAACACGAGCUUGACGACAUUGAAAAUCUAUCGGCGGAGAGGUUGGACGAACUGUCAGAACUGUUUCUCAAGGACUUCAAGAAUGGUCGGCUGGAUCACCAUGGAUGGCCAGUUGGAGGGUUCUCAGCCUACAAAGUGUCCAAGGCCCUGAUCAAUGCUUACACAAGAGUUCUUGCCAAGAAGCACACCUCGAUGCGCGUCAAUUGUUUAGAUCCUGGCUAUGUUAAGACAGACAUCAAUUUCCACACCGGGGUUCUGACCGUGGAGGAAGGCGCAAGAGGCGCUAUGAUGCUGGCACACUUGCCGAAGGAAGGGCCGACGGGAUCCUACUUCAAUGGCACAGAACAAGCACCCUUCGUGUAGCGGUUGUAUUUUUCUUGUGCUCUGGAUGUUAUCCGUAACUUAUACCCUGGUCAACCAUGAAUAUUUUUUCUUAAGAUAAUUCAUGCUAUA
This is a messenger RNA of Aegilops tauschii subsp. strangulata, 1133 nucleotides long. RefSeq names its product (+)-neomenthol dehydrogenase. Gene Ontology annotation, cellular component: membrane. The record is from RefSeq and is a predicted model, not a curated record. Lineage: Eukaryota; Viridiplantae; Streptophyta; Magnoliopsida; Poales; Poaceae. Gene Ontology annotation, molecular function: cysteine-type deubiquitinase activity; zinc ion binding. Gene Ontology annotation, biological process: protein deubiquitination.